AUGUUCUUUCCCCAUUCUCUGUCCCUGUUUUCCAGUCCUAUAGAAUCCUGCCAGCACUUCUACAAAGAUUUCACAUUACAGAUCGAUAUGGCGUUCAAUGUCUUCUUCCUUCUUUACUUUGGCCUGCGGUUUAUAGCAGCCAAUGACAAGCUGUGGUUCUGGUUGGAGGUCAACUCAGUCGUCGACUUCUUCACCGUCCCUCCUGUGUUUGUCUCCGUCUACUUAAACAGAAGUUGGCUUGGUCUGAGAUUUCUGAGAGCACUAAGACUGAUUCAGUUCUCAGAAAUUUUACAAUUCUUAAACAUUUUGAAAACAAGCAAUUCAAUAAAGCUGGUAAACUUGUGCUCCAUCUUCAUAAGCACAUGGCUCACGGCUGCUGGAUUCAUCCAUUUGGUCGAAAACUCAGGAGAUCCUUGGGAAAACUUCCAAAAUUCCCAAUCGCUAUCCUAUUGGGAAUGUGUCUACUUGCUGAUGGUGACCAUGUCCACAGUGGGUUAUGGGGAUGUCUAUGCAAAAACCACCUUGGGACGCCUGUUCAUGGUCUUCUUCAUCCUCGGUGGUUUGGCCAUGUUUGCCAGCUACGUCCCUGAAAUCAUAGAGUUAAUAGGAAACCGCAAGAAAUAUGGUGGUUCCUAUAGUGCGGUUAAUGGGAGAAAGCACAUUGUGGUCUGUGGUCAUAUUACCCUGGAAAGUGUCUCCAACUUCCUCAAAGACUUCCUACACAAGGACAGGGAUGAUGUCAAUGUAGAAAUUGUUUUUCUCCAUAAUAUUUCCCCUAAUCUUGAGCUGGAAGCCUUGUUCAAACGCCACUUCACCCAAGUGGAGUUCUACCAGGGAUCUGUUCUCAACCCACAUGAUCUGGCUCGAGUGAAGAUCGAGUCAGCUGAUGCCUGCUUAAUACUUGCCAACAAAUAUUGUGGAGAUCCUGAUGCUGAAGAUGCCUCCAACAUCAUGAGGGUGAUUUCCAUCAAGAAUUACCAUCCCAAGAUAAGAAUCAUUACACAGAUGCUACAGUAUCACAAUAAGGCCCAUCUGCUGAACAUUCCAAGCUGGAACUGGAAGGAAGGUGAUGAUGCUAUCUGUCUUGCGGAGCUGAAGGCCGGCUUCAUUGCCCAGAGUUGUCUGGCCCAGGGCCUGUCCACCAUGCUGGCCAACCUCUUCUCCAUGAGAUCCUUUAUUGAGAUUGAGGAGGACACGUGGCAGAAAUAUUACCUCGAGGGAGUGGCUAAUGAGAUGUACACGGAGUAUCUGUCCAGUGCCUUUGUAGGCCUUUCUUUUCCCGCUGUAUGCGAACUGUGCUACGUGAAGCUGAAGCUGUUGCUUAUUGCCAUUGAAUACAAGUCUGAGCAGAGAGAAAGCAGCAUCCUCAUCAACCCAGGAAACCAUGUGAAGAUGCAGGAGGGAACGCUGGGAUUCUUUAUUGCUAGCGAUGCCAAAGAAGUAAAGAGAGCAUUUUUCUACUGCAAAGCUUGUCACGACGACAUCACUGACCCCAAACGUAUUAAGAAGUGCGGCUGCAAACGUCCCAAGAUGUCCGUCUACAAACGAAUGAAACUGGCAUGUUGUUUUGAUUGCGACCGUUCAGAGCAAGACUGCUCAUGCAUGUCAGGCAGUGUACAUAGUAACAUGGACACCCUUCAGAGGGCCUACCCACUUUCCUCUGUCUCUGUUCAUGAUUGCGCAACCACUUUACGUGCCUCCAAAUAUAAGUAUAAUGGAUAUGUCAGAUCACCAGCAGAUGGCGCUACAACACCAGGGAACAGUGGAAGCCAAAAAGAGACUGGCGUUCGAUUCAAAGCUGAUUACAAUAUAGUUGAAGACGAACAUCCAUCAACUCUCUCGCCUAAGAAAAAGCAACGCAAUGGAGGGAUGCGAAACUCACCGAACUGCUCACCCAAAAUGAUGAGUAGACACGAUCCACUUCUGAUUCCUGGAAAUGAACAAAUGGAAAACAUGGACAUGAACGUGAAGAGGUAUGACUCGACAGGGAUGUUUCACUGGUGCCCUUCUAAAGACAUCGAAAAAGUAAUCCUGACCCGGAGUGAAGCGUCCAUGACAGUCCUGAGCGGCCAUGUAGUAGUCUGUAUAUUUGGGGAUGUCACGUCCGCUUUAGUGGGGCUGCGAAACUUGGUUAUGCCUUUAAGAGCCAGCAACUUCCAUUACCACGAGCUAAAGCCGAUAGUUUUUGUGGGCUCUCUGGAAUACCUGCGGCGAGAGUGGGAAACCUUACACAACUUCCCCAAGGUUUCCAUCUUACCUGGUACACCAUUAAGUCGGGCAGAUUUAAGGGCUGUCAACAUCAACCUCUGCGACAUGUGCGUAAUACUGUCAGCCAAUCAGAACAAUAUCGAAGACGCCUCACUGCAGGAUAAAGAAUGCAUCUUGGCAUCACUCAACAUCAAGUCUAUGCAGUUUGAUGACAGCAUUGGGGUCUUACAGGCUAAUUCCCAAGGUUUCACGCCCCCUGGAAUGGACAGGUCAUCUCCAGACAGCAGCCCAGUACAUGGCUUUGUUCGCCAGGCUUCUGUCACCACCGGAUCCAACAUCCCAAUCAUCACCGAACUAGUGAACGACUCAAACGUCCAGUUCCUGGACCAAGAUGAUGAUGACGACCCGGACACAGAACUGUACCUCACUCAGCCCUUCGCUUGUGGCACAGCUUUUGCUGUCAGCGUACUCGACUCCCUGAUGAGUGCAACCUACUUCAAUGACAACAUCCUCACACUGAUCCGAACACUGGUCACAGGGGGAGCCACGCCGGAGCUGGAGGGCCUGCUGGCUGAGGAGAAUGCUCUCAGAGGAGGCUACAGCACACCGCAGACUCUGGCCAACAGAGACAGGUGUCGCGUGGCCCAGCUAGCGCUCUACGACGGGCCUUUUGCUGACUUGGGGGAUGGCGGCUGCUAUGGAGAUUUAUUCUGCAAGGCACUGAAGACAUACAACAUGUUGUGCUUUGGAAUAUACAGAUUAAGAGAUGCUCAUCUCGGUACACCAAGCCAGUGCACAAAACGAUAUGUGAUCACAAACCCCCCGUACGAGUUUGAGCUGGUGCCCUCAGACCUUAUCUUCUGCCUCAUGCAAUUCGAUCACAAUGCUGGCCAGUCACGGACAAGCCUAUCCCACUCUUCCCACUCCUCCCAUUCCUCCAGCAAAAAGAGCUCCUCUGUCCACUCUGUCCCCCCCUCCAAUCGACAGAACCGCAGCAGCAAGACCAGGGAGGCCCGUGACAAACAGAAUGCAACAAGGAUGAAUAGAAUGGGCCAAGAAAAGAAAUGGUUUACAGAUGAACCUGAAAAUGCCUACCCAAGGAACAUUCAGAUCAAGCCUAUGAGCACUCACAUGGCCAACCAAGUCAACCAAUACAAAUCCACUAGUAGCCUGAUUCCACCAAUCAGAGAAGUUGAAGAUGAAUGCUGAACGCCAGGUUUUCUUGCUGACUCACCUGACAUCUGUAUACUCUCUCUAAAGAGUAGGACAGAGAUCACCAGUGGAGGAGUGAUGAUCAUGAUAACGACCCACGAGGGUGUUGAAGACUGGUACAUUUCUCUUCACUCAUUCUUCUAAUCAUGGGUUAGAUGGAAACCCACACUGGAAAGGACCUCCUAUGUGUAUACCUUUAAUGUUACUUCCAUGCUUUGGACAUUGUUUAAUUUAUAAUGUAUCCAUAGAGAUGUAUAUAAUGACAAUCAGAUAAGGAUUGUACAGCCCCUCCCCCUAGCACUUUUUGGAAUUAUUUUAAGAGUUGGAAAAAAAAAACAGAAGAAAAAGAGUACUUCCUGUAAUUUUUUUGCAAUAGUUCACCUCUUCAUGUGACCAGACUCCAGGAUAAGGUGACUAGUUUUUGGAGGAUGAGGGUUGCAGCGAUAAACUGAUCAAAUCAUCUCCCAAAGAUUCACCCAGAUGUGUCACAUCAAAUCAGCUGGGUUCGUUGGCAUCAUAUCUCCUGAUUGCUUCUUUUCUUUUUGCACUAAAAACUGAAAAAAUGGAAACAUCACCCCACAUAAAUUGUCUCUGAUGAGAUGACAGAUGGAACGAAGAAGAAAAAUGGAUGGAAGAAAGAAAUGAAGGGCUGCUUGGCUUCAGAAAUCCUGAUACUAAUCCUGAUCUUGAUUUGGUAUCCAUUGUUCUAUUCUUCAAAGUUUGCUACCUCACCUUGACUCAUCAAGAUGGGUGUAAGCAUUGCAGACCUGCACAAUAAAGCCACCUCUCAAGCAGUAAUCUAAAGCCCAGAGAACGAUGCAGUGUGGGUGUAUGCUGGCUAAAGGAGAAUCCUGUACCUACAUAUUUUCUGCAGAUAGGUCAUAUUCUAAGGCUAUAACUCAGUGUCAAGCUCGCAUGAUAUGUGCCUGAGCCCUUUUAAAACACACACAGUGUGGUUUAAUAGCCUGAAUACAUGGGAAGGAUUUAAAAAAGAACUUGUUCAGUCCUCGUGCAUUCUGGGAUUCUGGGGUAUUUGUGUACAUGCUCUGUAUGUGAACGUGUGUCGCAGUCACCAGCCCUUCUUCAUUGGUUUUUAUGUGAUGGUGCAGCUUGGUGGGAGCAGCAUGAUGGACUUAGCACAAAAAGAAGGCAUCAUAGGAUUUGGAUCUAUAUCAAAUUUAAGUUGCGUUAAGAUAAAAACUAAAAUCUCCAACUAUGACUGAGCAGAUCUAACACAAACAGCAGCAGCAUGCCACCAUUGGACGCAUUACUGUGAUGCAUGCAGCAGAAUUGGGAACACAAAGAAAAGUGCUGUUUUUCUCCAUGUUUUAUAAUUGACGUAAAGUUCAAGUUUGAGAGAAGGAAUGCCACAUAUCGCGUAGAGUGGGCAUAAAUGGGUCCUCCCUUGAUUUGAGCAACUGCCUGGCACAGGGUUGGCACAGAGGCAGUAAAGAGCUUGGAUGUUCUCUGUUGCCAAUCCAGAUGUCACAAGCCUCGAAACUCUCAGCUGCUGUGUUUGAUCCUCUGACAUGGGGACUGCUCAUGCAUAGUUGGUGUUAAUGCAACAAUGCCACAGACUGCUAUUGGGGGCACUGCAAAUGCAGUUCUUUGUGCCAGCCUGUGUGCAACAUGGGUUUAUUUUGCACUUCCUGUUCUACCCUUAUAUCCAGAUCAGGCUCUGAUGGGGAUUGAUAGAAAUUUAAUCGUUGAAUUUAUACAUUAAAACAUUAUUUUAUAACCAUACACAUAAUCAAUUUCUACUUAUUUUUCUAGUUGAGGAUGAGAAGGAAAGUACUUAAGGAGAUAAAAACUUUUACAACCACAUAUGAAAUAGUUUGUGUUAUUGAUAUGUAUUAUCAUUUAUUUCACAUGAUAUAACAGCAAAUAGUUAUUUUUCUAUCCCCUGAGCCCUAUAUUAACUAACUACAUCACUCAGGAGCUCAUAUAGCUCAGUCUGCAUUGUGAAAAGAAAAGUGUUGAGUGCUUGUAGACAUGAAUCUGGGCUCAUCUGAAGCCUUAUUCGGUUGCAUAAAUGCGGUGUAUGUUAAGAGUCCCUAGUGGAGAACAUCCAUAUGAAAGAUGUAGAGGAAUAAUAUAUUGAGGGGUAGACAUAUUAAACUGAGGAGCUGAUCGGAGUGCAGAUAAUAAUUUGAAGGAUAAGAAGUCGCUCCCACUGUGUGCAAGCCAGAACUGAAGGACCUUCAUUAGAUGCAUUUGACCUAAAUUAGGUCCCUAGUGUGAUGGAAAAGUAUGCUGAAGCACAGUGUGCAGGUGUUUUCAACAACUAAUUAUUUCAGACAGGACAGGCUGUUUAUUGCAGUGAUCCUCCUCUUUAGACUGUAAGGAAAAUUUCAUUCUAAAAGUAGACGACAAUUUUGGAAUAUGAAAAAAAAAGAUAUCUGUGCUCAAUAUGUUUGUGUAAAUCAACACAUAGACCACGUUUCUUUCUCAAACAAAUUGGUCUGAGCUUCAAUGUCUGUCUAUUGGGUGUAUUGCAACUAUACUGAAGCUUCAUACACAUCGUCCUACAGUGAACUUUUGAACUGUGAUUACAUUGUUGUCACACAUUGUAGCAAACUAGAUUUCUUUUCAGAAAAUAUGUGAGUAAAAUGUUUGUAUAAUUGGGUUGUCAAUGCUAGCCUUUCACGAUAAGGAAAUAUUAAUAUUUGCUAAUGAUGAUGACUCAUUGUACGCAAAAUCGACAAACUGAUUGUUAUGUUGAAAAGAAAAAAAAAGAAGACAAAUGGGUAUCUCAAAAAUGAUAGAUCAUGGAUUCUCAUAGGAAUGCGGUGAUUAAUACACAAGAAAAUGUGAUAUCUGGUUAAAAAAAAACAUUGGUAUGAUGGAAGGUAGCACCAAUUCAGCAACUGUUAUCAAAAGAAAGAACAUCCAUAGUUUUCC
This is a messenger RNA of Menidia menidia (Atlantic silverside), 6321 nucleotides long. NCBI's taxonomy places the organism in Eukaryota, Metazoa, Chordata, Actinopteri, Atheriniformes, Atherinopsidae. The record is from the annotation of a GenBank genome assembly.